UUCAUGGACCGGGUCCAAGGCUGACGAUGAUAUCAGGAUUCAGGCCCCGCAUCGCGCCCGCUCAAAACCCCUCCCCGCUCCGUCGUCCCUACACCUCCCCUCCUCCACUCCGCCGCCUCGAACCCGCGCCCGAGCACGGCGGCGCGGCGCGACCUGCCAAACCCUUACCGGAGCAAGUCUCCGGCGGACGUCGGUGGCGGGCUCUCAAGCUCCGACGACGUGGGCUUCCGCCGAUGAGCUUCAGGACCGAGGCUAGCGGCGGCCUCUUCUCGGCGCUGCGCCGGUCGCUCCUCCACCAGCAUCAGCAGUGCCGGCGCAUAACCAAGGUCCGCCUCAAGUGGGUCAAGAACCGGAGCCUCGACCACGUGAUCGACACCGAGACCGACCUCAAGGCCGCCUGCCUCCUCAAGGACGCCAUCAAGCGGUCCUCCACCGGGUUCCUGACCGCGAAGUCGGUCGCCGAUUGGCAGAAGGCCCUCGGCCUCACCGUCCCCGUUCUCAGGUUCUUGCGCAGGUAUCCUACGCUCUUUCAUGAAUUCCCGCAUGCCCGGUACGCGGGUUUGCCUUGUUUUAAGUUGACAGACGCUGCUCUGCUGUUGGACUCACAAGAGAAGAGCAUACACCAGAAUCAUGAACAUGACACUGUGGAGAGGCUCUCUAAAGUGCUCAUGAUGACGAAGACCAAGACCGUGCCGUUGCAAUCCUUGAUUCCGUUGAAAUGGGAUCUGGGUUUGCCUGAUAACUUCAUGAAAACGUUGAUUCCAAAUCACCCGGAUCAUUUUCGAUUCGUUAAGGCUGUGAGUGGCGACGCGUACUUGAAGCUCGUGAAUUGGCCCGAGAGUUAUGCGGUCUCGGCAUUGGAGAAGAGAAAUGAAAGUAAUGAGGUAGGGGGUGAAUAUAGGCAGUUUAAGAGGGGACAAACAGCCCUGGCAUUCCCCAUGAAUUUUCCCAGGGGAUAUGGUGCACAGAAGAAGGUGAAAGCAUGGAUGGAGGAGUUCCAGAAGUUGCCAUAUAUUUCUCCAUACGAAGAUUCUAGGCAUAUCGAUCCGAGCAGCGAUCUCAUGGAGAAGCGAGUUGUUGGGGUUUUGCACGAGAUCUUGAGCUUGACCAUCCAUAAGAAGACUAAGAGGAACUACUUAAGGAGCUUGAGAGAAGAACUAAAUCUUCCUCAUAAGUUUACACGAAUAUUUACUAGGUAUCCUGGGGUAUUCUACCUCUCUUUGAAGUGUAAGACGACUACAGUUGCUCUUCGGGAAGGGUACCGGAGAGGUAAACUGGUGGAUCCACAUCCCCUUGUCCGCCUAAGAGAGAAGUUUUAUCAUGUGAUGAGAACUGGGUUAAUUUACCGUGGUAAAGGGCUAGGUAUGAUACCCCCGGAAGAAAUCUUGCUUGACGAUGUGGAGGAUGAGACAGAGCAAGAAGAAUCAGAGGAGGAAGAACUUGGCACAAGUGAAGGAUGCUACGAGGAAACAUCAGAGAUGGAUGAUGAAUCUGAUGGCCAAGAGUGAUUUCAAAGAAAAAUGAGAAGGACAAACGUGCAGAGCAAAACAAGAAGAAUUUUGGGCAUUGGCUGCUAUGGCAGUUAAGAGAACCGGUAUUUGAUACGAUUGUAUUAACAAUAAUAUAUUACCAGUAUAAGUAUUUUGACUUCUAUUGCUGGAGCCUGUAUAAGAGUUAUGAAAGUAUAUUCCUAUUUAGCGGUGAA
Messenger RNA from Syzygium oleosum, 1705 nucleotides. Its product is annotated as protein WHAT'S THIS FACTOR 9, mitochondrial. The record is from RefSeq and is a predicted model, not a curated record. NCBI's taxonomy places the organism in Eukaryota, Viridiplantae, Streptophyta, Magnoliopsida, Myrtales, Myrtaceae. Gene Ontology annotation, molecular function: RNA binding. The coding region runs from base 27 to 1508 and encodes 493 amino acids. The transcript is spliced from 2 exons.